CGUGCCAGUCGUGCCACUGUCUUUCUAUCAUAAUUCGAAAAGUUCUGCGCGCUAUUCUUUGAUGUCGCUAUUUUAUACAAUUUCCGAUAAUAUAAAAACAGCUCACAUUUUAACAUGAGGUUUAUGGUGUUUUGUGUAUUAAUAUUAACGGUACAUGGAUGGAAUUUUAAAAAUGCCGAAUUUAAUGAAUUGCCCGAGGAAAAACUCUUAGAUGCACUGUGUCGAAGUUUUCAUAAGGAAAAUGGACAACAGUCUUCUGCGUGUGAUAAUAAUGGCAGUAGAUGUGAUUGGCAGGGCAAGGAGUAUCGCAAACAAGAAUUGAAGAUGGAAGAAUCAUUAAGCUCGCUACAAAUUAGAUGCAUCGAAUGUAAUAAGAUUAGUUUCUAUCUGAAAUCGAUAGAUGAUUUUGCUUAUUUCCUGGAAUUUUCAAAUAAAAAUAUUAAAAAUUUUAGCAGUGUGACCACGUGUAAUUACUACACUCUGGAUAAUUUAAGCGAAGACACAUUUUACGAUAUUCGACUAUGGGCCGUUUCAUUUUUGAAAAAACAAAUUAUACACAGCGACGAGUUGACAAUUAAAACACCAAGCAGAAAUUUAAUUCCAUCACCCGUCACGCAUAUUUCUCUUCAAAAACUUAUUUUGAAAGAAGAUACAUACGAUGCUUUAAUUAAAUGGAGUCCAAAUGAAGAUUAUUCAUGCGAAUAUAAUCUUGUGUGGCUUAAAGAAGAGUCCGUUUAUGAGGAAACGAUAAAUGUCGUUUCAGGUAAGCAUGAAACAACUUUGACCGAUUUGAACUUUGGUAUAAACUAUACAAUCGAAAUUAUGGCAAAGUCUGAAACCUCCCUACAGGAAAGUGUAAAGAAAUCGCUCACUUUUCUAACCCCUUCUUGUUUGGAAACAUUCCAUACUUUGGAUAAAUGCAGUCCUGAAGCCCCACAGAAUUUGGUAAUUAAUGAAAGUAUCAUCGAUUUAUCCCAGGAAACAUACAACGUUCACUUGAUUUGGUCAAAACCAGAUUUAAUACCUGAUUACUACAUCGCUCAUUUUAUUAACAUAGAUCCGAAGAAUCAUAACAAAACUGAACAUUUUUUAAACAUAACUGGAGACAAAACAAAUGCGAUUUUUGAGCACAUGAAAUUAGCCCCUUUGUAUCACAUCUCCCUUAUGGCUUGCUCUUCGGCGGGCUGUAGUCAAAAAGUGGCCGAGGAGCGACACAAAACUGAUACAAAUAUCACAACAGUCACUUCGGAGCAACACUGGGGGAUUUUGGUCUUAAUUGUUGCACCUUUGAUAGCCACUUUGAUUGUGACAGUGACUGUUAAUUAUUAUCGACAUAAACAGAAGCGUCGAGAUGAGAGAGAGCGUUACUUCAAAGGACUUGAUGAAGAGAAAUUUCCAGAAUCAAGGGAUAAUAUUGAAAUUGAUAUGAUUAAACCCGACAUAUGUGAUCAGUGGGAACUUGAUCCUCUUAAACUUUCCUUCCAAAGUGUCAUCGGGGAGGGAGCUUUCGGGAUAGUUCGGCGAGCUUUCGUAGAGAUGAAAGAUGGUAAUAAGACACAAGUUGCAGUGAAGAUGUUGAAAGAAUCACCCACUUCGGAAGAAAUAAGACAGUUUACUCAAGAAAUCAAUAUAAUGAAGUCGGUUAGACAACAUCCAUAUAUUGUUUCCUUGAUCGGUUGUGUAACUAAAGGACGAAUUGAAGGUCCACUUCUUGUGGUCGAAUAUUGCUCCAGAGGGGACUUACAGACUUAUUUAAGAACAGCGUGGGACAAAUUUAUCAAUAUGCAACAGCAGUUUGCAUACAUAGAUGAAAGUUCCAACAGUUCAAAUUAUUUCGCAAACAAAAUUUACGACUUUCAAAAUAUGAACUUUGAGGAUGAUUUCGUAAUCCAGCCUAAGCAUCUUUUGUCAAUAGCGCGCCAAGUCGCACUCGGAAUGGAACACCUCGCCAAAACUCGGGUCGUGCAUCGCGAUUUGGCUGCACGUAACGUUUUAGUUUGCGAAAAUCACACUGUGAAAGUAUCCGAUUUUGGUCUGAGUCGCGACGUUUAUCAGGACAACGUUUACUGCAAAAACGGCGGAGGGAAACUACCGGUUAGAUGGAUGGCUCUAGAAUCCCUAACUCAUCAGAGGUACACCACGUAUAGUGACGUCUGGUCCUUCGGAAUCCUACUAUGGGAGAUAGUAACACUCGGAGGAACACCUUACGUGGGUGUACACUCUUCUGAAUUGUUGGAUUUUCUUAAGAGUGGAAAUCGGUUGGCGCGGCCGUCGAAUUGCAGCCCAGACUUGUAUGCCGUAAUGUUGAGUUGUUGGAGAGAAAGCCCGAAAAAUAGACCGACUUUUACCGAGUUGUGCAGAUCUUUGGAAGGUUUGUUAGAAAAUGUGUCCCAAUAUCUCAAAAUUGAAAAUGUCGACCAGACCUACAAAAAAGCGGUUCCUAUUAAAAUAAACCAAAAGACGUGUUCUACUGAACGGUAUGUUACACCUGUCAAUACUCUCAUCAGAGGUAUUAGCAAUUAAGUGCGGUUUUGUGGUUGAACCGAGUUUGAACUGUAAAUAAGUUUCUUUUUAUAUAAAUGUACCUGUCUCCAAAGUUCAAUUAUUUUGUGAUCGAAUGUUUUUUUACGUAAUUAGUAUUUAGGACAAAAUGUGACUGACGUAAUAUAGCUGUGAGUUAAAGUAGUUUCAAAUGCUUUCAACACCAUUUUGUACACAUUGUGCAUAUUUUUGUAUUAUGUUCAACGUGAAUAUAUCUUUAAUAAAUGUUUUAUAAUAAA
Messenger RNA from Tribolium madens (black flour beetle), 2780 nucleotides. It is a transcript of the gene tor, whose product is annotated as tyrosine-protein kinase receptor torso-like. The transcript is spliced from 13 exons. The coding region runs from base 115 to 2523 and encodes 802 amino acids. Gene Ontology annotation, biological process: multicellular organism development; protein phosphorylation; positive regulation of kinase activity. Gene Ontology annotation, cellular component: signaling receptor complex. Lineage: Eukaryota; Metazoa; Arthropoda; Insecta; Coleoptera; Tenebrionidae. Gene Ontology annotation, molecular function: transmembrane receptor protein tyrosine kinase activity; protein binding; ATP binding. The record is from RefSeq and is a predicted model, not a curated record.